AUGGAUAGCUCAAGUGGACAAGCAGGCAGUGAGAACUGUCCUCCAAAUGGAGACUCAAGAGUUCGUGGCAGGUUCUCCUUCUCUUCUUGGCGGUCUUCCUCUCUGUCCUCAGCACACAGAGCUGGGGCUGGAGGUGGAGGGGAUCUGAGUCGGAGGCUACUAAAUCUAGUCCGUAAUUACCACGAGAGAACUGCUUCUAUAUCUGACUUGAACACCAAACCCCCUGAGGAGACAGUGGGGGGUGACGGCCUGACCACAACCGUUCUGUCUGCAGGGACUUCAUUAACUCUUAAUAUGGAGGAGAACGAGUCCAGUGACCAGGCCACUUACCUCCACAAGCAGCUGAGCGCCAUGUUACAACCCAGAGUCAACAAGCAUUCCCUGCGCAUGUUUGGCAGCACCCAAGGAGUCGCAGCCGAGCAGGAGAGAGUCCGUUCUUUUGGAGUCUGGAUUAUACAUCCAUACAGUGACUUUAGGUUCUACUGGGACUUGGUAAUGCUCUUUCUGAUGAUGAGCAAUCUGGUCAUCCUGCCAUGGUGCAUCACAUUCUUUGAGGAUCAGAACACACUGCCAUGGAUCAUGUUCAACAUGGUCUCAGAUACUCUGUUUCUGACUGACCUAAUCCUAAACUUCCGCACAGGAAUCUCAGAGGACGAUAACUCCCAUAUCAUCCUAGACCCAAAGGUGAUCCGACAUCGAUACUUGCAGGGCUGGUUCCUUGUGGAUUUCAUCUCCUCCAUCCCGGUGGAUUAUAUUUUCCUUGCUGUGGACCUGGAGGCUCGGCUUGAGUCAGCAGAAGUGUAUCGCACUGCGAGAGCAUUAAGAAUUGUCCGUUUCACUAAGAUCCUCAGUCUGCUUAGAUUACUUCGUCUAUCCAGACUUAUCCGCUACAUUCACCAGUGGGAAGAGAUCUUUCACAUGACAUAUGACUUGGCAAGUGCCGUGGUUCGAAUAGUUAACUUGAUUGGGAUGAUGCUUCUACUAUGUCACUGGGAUGGCUGUCUUCAGUUCAUGGUGCCCAUGCUUCAAGAUUUCCCCCAGGACUGCUGGGUCACUAAAACCAACAUGGUGAAUGCCACUUGGCAGGAGCAGUACUCAUAUGCUCUCUUCAUGGCCAUGAGCCAUAUGCUGUGUAUUGGAUAUGGUGCCCAAGCUCCUGAGAGAAUGACUGAUGUCUGGCUCACCAUGAUGAGUAUGAUUGUUGGUGCUACUUGUUACGCCAUGUUCCUGGGCCACGCAACCAACCUUGUGCAGUCACUGGAUGCCUCCCAUCGCCAGUACAAGGAAAAGUAUAAGCAAGUGGAGCAAUACAUGUCCUUCCAUAAGUUUCCUGCUGAAUUGCGACAAAGAAUUCAUGACUAUUAUGAGCACCGUUUCCAGGGAAAGAUGUUUGAUGAGGACAACAUUCUGGGAGAACUGAGUGAUCCCCUUAAAGAGGAUAUAGUGAGCUACAAUUGCCGUGAACUGGUAGCAAACAUGCCAUUGUUUGGGAAUGGUGAUCCACACUUUGUCACUGUGCUCCUGACUAAGUUGCGGUGUGAGGUCUUCUUGCCAGGUGAUGUCAUUAUUCGUGAGGGUACAAUGGGCCGUAAAAUGUACUUCAUCCAGCACGGCUGUGUCACUGUCGUCACUCGAAACAAGAAGGAAAAGAAGCUCAUUGAUGGCUGCUACUUUGGGGAGAUUUGUUUGCUGACCAGUGGGCGACGCACUGCCAGCGUGCAGGCCGAUACAUACUGCAGACUCUAUUCUCUCAGUGUGGACAGCUUUAACGAGGUGUUGGAAGAGCACCCCAUCAUGAGGAGGGCCUUUGAGAAUGCCGCCAUAGACCAUCUUGACCACAUAGAGAAUAACACUGCAUAUAAUGCCACGCCUUCAGGAACGACCACAGAGGAACUGACGACAGAGGAAAAAGACAGUGACAUAAUGGCUUGUUAA
This is a messenger RNA of Neoarius graeffei (lesser salmon catfish), 1935 nucleotides long. RefSeq names its product hyperpolarization activated cyclic nucleotide-gated potassium channel 3 (gene hcn3). Gene Ontology annotation, molecular function: voltage-gated potassium channel activity. The coding region runs from base 1 to 1935 and encodes 644 amino acids. NCBI's taxonomy places the organism in Eukaryota, Metazoa, Chordata, Actinopteri, Siluriformes, Ariidae. The record is from RefSeq and is a predicted model, not a curated record. Gene Ontology annotation, biological process: transmembrane transport; potassium ion transport. Gene Ontology annotation, cellular component: membrane. The transcript has 7 exons.